Thunnus maccoyii (southern bluefin tuna) is the source of this 14292-nucleotide messenger RNA. RefSeq names its product piccolo presynaptic cytomatrix protein a (gene pcloa). Gene Ontology annotation, molecular function: protein binding; structural constituent of presynaptic active zone; metal ion binding. Gene Ontology annotation, biological process: presynaptic active zone assembly; protein localization to synapse. The transcript has 27 exons. Bases 215 to 12535 code for a protein of 4106 amino acids. The record is from RefSeq and is a predicted model, not a curated record. Gene Ontology annotation, cellular component: axon; cytoskeleton of presynaptic active zone; GABA-ergic synapse. Lineage: Eukaryota; Metazoa; Chordata; Actinopteri; Scombriformes; Scombridae.
UGCAGCUGCAGAGAUGCGCGACACAGAAAAACAAGGAGUAACGAGGGAAAUGGAAAGGCAGGACAGGGAAGGAAAGUAACCACUUAAAAUAAAUCAUCUGAAAUGUUCCGAGACACCGAGAAACACCGUCUUCGCUGCGCACUUUGGAGAUAAAAACGCGGAGACAGCUCGGAUCGUGCAUUGAUCCGAAUACAGGGGACGGGAGGGGUCGAUCAUGGGGAACGAGGCGAGCCUGGAAGGAGGCGAAGGGCCGCUGUCUGGGCUACCGGAGGGGCUGGCACCUGACGGGAAGGGCGGCUUCGUCCGGGUCCCCGAUGGGACUCCGGUCAACCCUAGUGAACUCAGCGAGGAGGAGAGGAGGCAGCUCGCCGCGGCGAUGUCAAGGGCGCAAAGCAGGCAGCCCGGAGGCGCAGCAGCUGCACGAAGACCUUCAGAAUCUGAUGCCCAGCAGCAAUCCCAGCCGGUAGGGGCCUCCAGGGGCCCAACAGGUCUCAGUAAGAGCCGCACUGUUGACGCCUUCAACCAGGGUCCAGCUGGCAAGCCCUCACCGGGCCGCAGCCCCUCAUCCCUCAGCCUUUUUGAAUCCAGAUUCCGGCAGGAGCCAAAAGACACUGCCAGCAAGUCAUCCGGCAUGUUUGGCUCCAGCUUCCUCAGCGGGGCCAACCCCCUUAGUGCUGUGUCAUCUAUGACUUCCUCUGUCUCCUCCUCCAUAUCCUCCAUGGGCGAUUCUGUCAACAUGCCCAAGCUUGGACUCUUUGGGGAUGAGGAGGAGGGAGACACAUCUACAACACCUGGAGGAAAGCCAUCAGGCAAGGGCCCUCAACAAGGGCCAGGUCCAAAGGGACCACAACAGGGAGGACCCCAGAGACAGGGUCAGGGCCACCCUGGACAGGGGCCAAGGCCAGGGCAAGGGCCCCCUGGGCAGGGACCCAGACAAGGUCAGGGACCACCAGGCCAGGGGCCCAAAUCAGCUCAGGGUCCUCCUGGCCAAGGACCCCCUGGGCAGGCCCCCAGGCCAGGUCAGGGUGGACGACCAGGUCAAGGACCCCCUGGACAACAGGCACCCAGACCAGGUCAAGGACCCCCUGGACAGCAGGCACCCAGACCAGGUCAAGGACCACCGGGUCAAGGUGCCAAACAAGGUGGUCCUCCACAGCAAAAAGGUGCCCCCCCACAACAGGGGCCUGGGAAGCCUGGACCCAAGCAGCAAGGGCCACCAGGCCCUGGGGCCCAUCCUGUGGACCCAGCUAAGAGUGGAGGGCCUCCAGGUCAGCAGGGGGCUGGAAAGCCUGGAGGUGGACUCUGUCCAUUGUGUAAGACCACCCAGCUGAACACUGGGUCUAAGGACCCGCCUAAUUACAAUAACUGCACUGAGUGUCAGAGCCAGGUCUGCAGCCUCUGUGGGUUCAGCCCCCCAGACUCAGCGGGUAAAGAGUGGCUGUGUCUGAACUGCCAGAUGCAGCGAGCGAUGGGAGGAAUGGAUCCCCCUGGCAAGCCCAAACAAGGCUCAGCCCCGCCCUCGCCUCAGAGACAGACACCUGGCAAGCCUGGCAAGCUGCUGAUAAAGCAGCAAAGUACCACUGACCAAGGGUUAACGCCGCCAACAACACCGAGGCAGAAAUCCCCUAGCUCUCCAGGACCACUUUCUCCAAGCUCCUCAGCAGCAGGAUCACCCAAAAUUGAUCCCAAGACAGGCCGCCCCAUUCAGCAGAAGUCUAGUCCCCAGCAGUCUCCAGCUAAAGCCAAACAGGAGUCCAGUUUCUUUGGGGGGUUAGGAGGUAUCAGUCUUGGAGGCUUGACAGACGCAGCCAAACCUCCUGCAGCGUCUUCACAAGCUGGAGAGUCCGUUACAGGGAAACUGUUUGGCGGGUUUGGUGGAUUGAUGGAAUCGUCAAAGCCUCAAGCGCAGGCUGCACCAAAGCAGCAGGAUUCAGGAGUGACUGGGAAGUUGUUUGGAGGUUUAGGAGGGUUGACAGAAUCAGCAAAACCUCCAGCUGCUGCGUCUCAAAUGUUCAGCUUCGGAUCGUCCCUCUUGAGCUCAGCCACCAAUCUUGUCACUGGAGAGGAUGAGAAGGCAGCGGAGGAUUCUCCUCCUGGGUCACCGCCAGACUCUCCCGCCGACUCCGGACCAGGUUCCCCUCCAGAUUCUGGCCCCGGCUCACCUCCCGAUUCCCCCUUCUCUGCUCCUGGGUCGCCCCCUGAUUCGGACUCUGCUCCUGACACCCCACCUGCUAAAACCAAGAGAGCCCCCAGGACCAUAUCCGUGGAGCGGGAGGAGAAGGUCCCGGCAGCUGAACCUGCUCCUGCUUCAGCCCCCGUAACCAAGGAAAGCUGCCCUCUCUGUAAUGUGGACCUGAAUGUGGGAUCAGCAGACACACCCAACUACAGCCUCUGCACCGAGUGCAAGAAAACAGUGUGCAAUCUGUGUGGAUUUAAUCCUACUCCCCAUUUAGGAGAGAAAGAAUGGCUUUGCCUCAACUGUCAGACCCAACGAGCCAUGUCGGGUCAGCUCGGAGACAUGCCACCUCCAGCCAUGGCUUCCCCAAAGAAGCCACCACCUGGACCUGCUCCUGUUCCUGCCCCCUCCUCCACCCCUGCCCCUGCUGCUGUAGAUAGCAAACCUGUAGUAGAAGCAGCAGACCUACUCCCACCAGCUCCUGAGACCAAGGUCAAAAAGUUUGAGACUCUGAAAGAGCCUGGAGAGAAAGAAAUGGCCGUCAAGGAGAGCAGUCCCACCAGCCCCUCAGACCUGGCAAAGCUGGAAAGCACAGUCCUUCCCAUUCUUGAGGCCCAGCCAAGCACACAACCAAAGGAUGAUGAGGAGAAACUAACAGAUACAUUAAAGACCAGACGUAAAUUAGAGGUGCUUCCUCUCUCACCUGACUCACCUAGCUCAGAAGAUGACAGAGAACUUUGUGAGAAGAAUGCCAAAGGUACCACAAAGAAAAAGCUGCUUGUGCCCAUGGAUAUAAGGGCAGAUUCACUGGAUGAUAGCAGUGAAAGCUUUGGAAAAGAAAGCCCUAUGUCAGGGGAUGAUGAGGAAUUUAUUCGGAAACAGAUAAUGGAAAUGAGUGAGAAUGAGGAUGCUUCUCCAUCUGAUGAAGAAAACCUAAUCCGGCGAAAGAUCAGAGAGGAUGAGAAGAAAAAAAUGGAACAGAAGAAAACAGAGGCUGUAGAGAGGACCACAUCAGGAAAAGCCAGACGACUUACCAAGAAAAGCACUAUAAGUCCAGAUGAUGAGGAUGAUAAGCACCUCCAGAGCUUGUGGGAUAAAUCUGAAAUAGACAAAGAGGGGGGACCAGAACCAAAAGAGGAAGAACGUCAGAGUGGUACUGGGGUUCGUAAAUUCCAAACUAUGGAGCUGAAUGCAACCAGCAGCCCUAUGCAUGUACCUAAUGAUGAUGGAGAGCCUGAGAUGGAAAGCCUAACAGACUCGCCAGAUGAUCGGUCUAGAGGUGAGGGGUCAUCCAGUCUACAUGCAUCCAGCUUUACUCCUGGGACAUCCCCAACAUCCCUCUCCUCACUGGAUGAAGACAGUGACAGUAGUAGUCCCAGCCACAUUCGCUCUGGUGAAGGUAAACAACACAGGAAAGCCAAACACAGACAACCUGGCCAAAUGCUGCCAACUAUUGAAGACUCGUCUGAGGAAGAAGAGUUACGGGAAGAAGAGGAACUGCUCAGGGAGCAAGAAAAACAGAAGGGCUCAGGGAAAAAAUCAAAGAAAGACAAAGAAGAGAUUCGAGCCCAGAGGAGGCGAGAACGUCCAAAGACGCCGCCAAGCAACCUAUCGCCCAUUGAAGAUGCCUCACCAACUGAAGAACUGAGGCAAGAAGCUGAAAUGGAGGAGAUCAGACGAUCAUCCUGCUCUGAUUUCUCCCCCAGUAUUGAAUCAGAUCCUGAAGGGUUUGAAAUCCAUGCUGCAAAGAUUGCAGAAGUCCAGAAAACGUAUCAGCUGCCUAUAUCAGUAUCUCUUCACUCCCCAACAGAUGAUCAAAAUACUGAUAAACAGAAAAAAGCUCUCAAAUCUGCUGAUGAGGCUUAUGAGGAAAUAAUGCUGAGGGCUAAGUCUCCAACAGCUGACAAAGGUGAGAUUCAACCGGGAAAAGAGUCCCUUUAUGGAGGCAUGCUCAUUGAAGAUUAUGCCUAUGCAUCUCUUAUUGACAAUUCAACAACUGAUUUAGGGGAGCCAGAGAAGAUUGUUGUUCCUGUUCAGCCCAAAAUCCUGAGAUCACCAGAUGAAGUGUAUGAAGACAUGAUAAAGAAGAGGAAAGAAUUCAUGCAGCUGGAGCAAGAAUAUCAAAAUAUGCAGCCAAAGAAAGAAAGCACUAACCCAGAAAUUGUGUUGCAACCUGCUGAGAAUACCUUCCCCAAAAGUAGUACAGUAACAUUAGGCAAAGAUGGGAAGCCAUUGUUGGAUGCGGAAACUGCCUAUGAAGAACUAAUGAAAAGAGUGUUGACUCCUGGAACAAGUCCUACUCAGCAGGAGCCAGAGGUAGAGGCCACUGCAUCUAGAAAGGCGCUCCACCCCAUUCCAGACUUAAGGGUGACGCAGUGCUCUUCAGGAGAGUUGUCCUCUGAUGAUGAGAGUCUAAUUAAAAAGGAAGAGGAGAUAACUGCAGUAUCAGACACAACAUCAAAUAUGGAAACCAAGCCUGUGACAGCGUUUUCCGAGCCUCCUCCAUCAUCCACAUCAGAUCAGCAACCUCACACCUCCAUUGCAGCAUCCGAGGCUGAUGUUGUUGACUUAUCAAGCGCAUUACCAAGAACAUCAGCCCCUGUGAUUGCCAGUGUGUCACCCUUGCCCACAGUCCCCCAGUACACACCCAGCAUACCCAGCGUCGUGUCAACUGCCCCACCUGUGCCCCCGAAGCCAAGCGUCCUGCGUAUGGCUAAUUCUCAGGAAACAGCAGAAGUACCUGUUGCACCACCACUGCCUCCUCCCACCCCACCAAAACCUACUGUUUUUCCCAGGAAGGCUCCAGUUCCACUUCCAUCUCAGGCUUCAGCAACUCCAAUCAGGCCAGAGACAGUGGCCAUGAGUACAUCCCAAGGAUCGCCUACAAGACAAGCAGUUACACCAACAUACAAACCUCAUGUUCCCCCUCCUGUUCCCCCAAAGCCAUCCAUUCCUGCUGGGAUUGGGGAUAGCCACAGACCAGGACAUGGUGUCAAACCACCAAUUGCACCAAAGCCUGGCUCCCAGCCUUCUUCACCUGCCCAUGCCCCACAUCCACCAAGACCCACUGUACUUCCUACUGGUCCUGUUGACAUAGCCCUGAAUCUGAGCCCCUCUUCUGAGAGCAAGCAAUUUCAACCCUCACCAAAGUCUCCUUCUUCUCCAAGAUAUGCCAGCAAUCUUCGUGACACAUAUGUGGUCAUCACACUGCCAUCUCAGCCCAGCUCUCCAGUAGACAGUGUCUCAACUCAAGCUCCUUCUAGCCCUGGCCCAGCAUCUCCCUCACGCCAAGCUCAGCCCCAAAGUCAUCACCAACCACAGCCUCAACCUCAGUCAUAUCCACAGCAGCAUCCGCAACCAACUCCUCCUCAAACAACCAGGGUGCCUCUGGCAUAUACACGAGUGACAGAAUCCAUUGAAAGUCAAGAAAUUUGUGGCCCAGAAAAACAUGUAUCUAGUUCUUGUCACAUAAUUGAGGCUAUAUCUGCCUCAGCACAGCCAUCAGUGGUUAUGCCUAACCUCAUCUCUCAAGUGGUCACCACAGAAGUCCAAAGAACCACUGUCUCUGUUGUUCAUGAGAGGACACCACCACCAGUGCCAGCUCCAAGGGCAAAUGGUGUCCCAAUCUCGUUGGAGAAAACUAAACCCCAACUGCCAGCACAGAAUGGAGUCAAACCUUGUGAGGUGGUAGAUCUUAGGACUAUGAAGGUGGACCCAGAAUCAGGCAUGAAUGGUGUGGACCUGUCAGGUGGUCCAGACUCAAGACGUCAGUCCUUUACAACUGAUGUCAAUCGUCAGAACAGUGCAGUGCAGUCACCUGUGGUCAACCUCAGUGCUGAAUCAUCCACUGUCUCUAUAGUGACUGACAGUAUCACCAUCGUGACCUGUGCUGCCACAAUCCAGCGAUCUGACAAUGUAGACAGCUACCAAGCAUCUUCAGUGCCCCUUCAGCUAACGAAAAACAAAGUAUUUGAGCCUGUUUCUCAAAUAAUAUAUCGGCCAAUUGAUUCUCAGCCCUCAACUCAUACUGGUACAGAGAUCCCUAUUAACCUCUCAGUUGGAUCAAGCGCAGGUGGUGGAAUUUUCCAGUCCACCCCUGUCACUAUUGCCCCCACUUCUGUUGCAGGUUGCGUCGCCAAUGGCUUAACUACAGGAACAACCUCAGUGGCAGGAGCUGUUGAUCUUAGCACAACAAAACCAUUCAAUACAGUGGUAUCAGUGGAUACUGCUUCUACGGAAGUGGUCACAGCUGUAAUAACAGAUGAUGAUGGCAAACCAGUUGAUCUGACUGCAGGAAAAAGAGCUGUAUGCUGUGAUGUUGUGUACAAGCUCCCAUUUGCAGGAAGCUGCACUACUCAGCAACCCACCACACCCCUGCCUGAAGAUCGUUUUGGAUAUCGUGAUGACCAUUACCAGUAUGAUCGUUUACCUUAUGGCAUGAGAGGGUUUGGUGGAAUUAAACCGUCAAUGUCUGACACUAAUCUAGCAGAAGCUGGCCUGUUCUUUUACAAGAGUAAGAACAGCUAUAACUUCAGUGGCACCACAGAAGGUGCGGUAGAUCUUACCUCAGCAAAGAUUUCUGAUGCAGGUGAAGCAGUUGACUACUCCAAGAAAGGGACAUACGCAGGAAUGACAAUUCCACCCUAUUCCCAAGCCAGAGUCACAAGUGCUGUUGGUACACUCUUUGGUACAAGCAGUGUCUUGAGGUCAUCAAAUGGGGUGGUCUAUUCCUCUGUUGCAGCACCAAUUCCAUCUACGUAUGCCAUUACCACCCAGCCUGGGUCCAUCUUUAGUACAACAUACAACACCCUAUCAGGUAUGCAUACCAGCGACACCAUGCCCUCACUGUCCAACCUCCAGAACUUGCCACUGACACGGUCCCAUAGUUUCCUGUCCACCAUCUCCAUUACUUCAGCAGAAGAACAAGGAGAUGCCCCACUCAAUCUGGAGAUAUCAAGAGGGGUUACUUCUGCUGAUGCUGUCACCACAGCAACAACCUCUUUAUCGCUUGACACCUACACUGAUGCAUCCCUGGAGGCCAUAGCUGCUUCACUGGAGGCUCUUUCAUCACCCAUGGUUCCUGGGGAUGGCCAAUAUCAGGCAGAGCGUGAAAGGCUGGAGAUGGAAAAACUCAAGCAACAGCGCCUUGCUGAGGAAUUGGAGUGGGAGCGCCAUGAGAUUCAGCGGUUCCGUGAGCAAGAACAGCUUCUGGUACAGAAGGAACUGGAGGAGCUGCAAGCCAUGAAGCAGCAUAUCCUGACCCAACAAGAAGAGGAAAGACAGGCUCACCUUAUGAUGCAGAAAGAAACCUAUGCUCAGCAACAGCAGCAGCUUGAGCAGAUUCAGAGACUCCAAGAGCAACUCCGCAUGCAACUGGAAGAGCAAAAGCUUCGUCAGAUGUACCCAGGCGGGGACAUGCCAGGGCAUGGCUUGCAGGAGGCAAUUGUUCUAGGACCUGAUGGCACAGUCCUGUCCAGAAAGAUCACGGAUAGUGGGUGCCAGACAGAUGAAGAGGAUGAGACAGUCAGCAAAGCUUACACAGCAGGGAGAAAAAAGAGAAGUGCUAAAAAGAGUGUUGACAGUUGUGUUCAGACUGAUGAUGAGGAUCAAGAGGAAUGGGAGGCUCAAACUAGAAGCAGACAAACCCGGCCACGCACUGCCAGGGGAGACAGGGGAGGACAGUCAGAGAUGUCUCUUCAAGCCCACACUGAGAUUUCUAUACAAACCGAUACAGAGGGGAACAUUAGAAUGGACACUAGAAUGGAGCUGUCUGACUCUGAAAGGACCUCACCAAAGAAACGACCAACCCCCUUAGAAAUAGGCCAGUCUCCUAACCUCAAAGCCGAGUCCUCUACGCUUCAAGCCCCUCCUAAAUCUCCCAAAGUGCUCUAUUCCCCCAUAUCGCCCUGUAUAUCCCCUAGCAAAUCCCUUGAGUUUGUAUCCUAUGAGAAAUCACUGGGUGAUACAAGCCCACAAAAGCUAAAAGGAAGUGCGGAUUCAUCAAAAGCCUCUCCAGCAAGUCCCAGGGGACCAAAAGCCAUGCAGAGAUCCAUGUCUGACCCUAAGCCCAUGAGUCCAACAGGAGAAGAAAGGGCAACAUCUGGCACCCAGCAUGGUGAUAGCUACACUGGGAAGAGCUCUGGUGGCACACCAACAGGCACUCAAAAGAAGGUGAAGAGGACUCUCCCCAAUCCACCCUCAGAGGAUGAGUCAACAACCAGUGGCCAGACAGCAUACAGCACCAGUUCUGCCCGCCGUAGAAUGUGCCGCAAUUCAAACAUGGCACGUGCUAAGAUCCUACAAGACAUUGAUCGUGAGUUGGACCUGGUGGAACGUGAGUCCUCCAAGCUCCGCAAAAGACAGGCAGAGCUUGAUGAGGAGGAGAAAGAGAUCGACGCCAAGCUUAGAUACCUAGAGAUGGGCAUUAAUCGUAGAAAAGAUGCCCUACUGAAGGAGAGAGAGAAGAGAGAGAGGGCCUACUUACAGAGCGUUGCCGAGGACAGAGACUACAUGUCAGACAGUGAGGUCAGUAAUAUCAGAGAGACUAGAGGUGGACGUGGAGGUGGUGAAGAUGAGGAGAUUGAAGAUCAUGGUCUUGAACGUCCCAGGACAGCUCCUCAGUCUGAAUUGGAUGACUUUGUCCCACCUCAAACCAAGCAUGAGUACGGAAAAUACUCCCAGUACCAAUACCCUCAAAGCCAAUACCAGUCUCUCUACCAGACUCCCCAGUCCUACCAGUCUCAUUCUAUCUACUCCUCUGUCCCCUCGCUCACUAGCUCCCAACAGCAGAAUUACCACCAGAUGCUCCUGUUGCAGCAGAAAGCUGCCAGACAAGCAGCCCUCCUUUCAGAGCUGGAUGCAACUAAAUAUGAUGUCAUUAGCCGCCAGCCUGAUCCCACAUCGUCAGCUUAUCUAGGAGUCAAAUAUGACAAAUACGGCAACCACCUUGAUCUCAGAGCUUUGGAGGUGGGAAGUAUAGCAAGUAGUCCCAUGUCAGCUGUGUCUGAUUCCUAUUACACAGAUGUUGAUCACCAUACACCUCGGAGUUACUUGCUGCUGGAAGAUGCUGCGGAAUUGGCGAAGAGCUCUACAGGUCUGUCUUCAUCUUAUAGUCUGGCUGAGAGGGAACUGGCCAAGGCAGAGAAGCUGCUACGUAGGAGUGCUGCAGAUCUGGGGUCUACUGACUAUCUUGGAUCUACCUCCAGACUCCAUACUUUUGGAAAGACCCCUGAUGAAGAGGAUACAAUGGAGGAACCCUAUGAACUGAAACUCCUGAAGCAGCAACUCAAGCAAGAGUUUAGGAGAAGUACGGGUGGGACAGAAAACUUAGAACAAUUGACAGGUCUCUCCCAGCACUACUAUACCCCAAGCUCUGGCAUCUCUAGUUACUCCCAAAGACAGUAUCCAAAGUCAGAAAAGUACAGCAUCAGUCGACUUACUCUAGAGAAGCAGGCAGCUAAACAGCUCCCAGCAUCCAUGUUGUACCAAAAACACAAGACUCCGCUAUUAGAUCCUAAAAUCUCCUCCAAGUAUUCCUCUAUUACAGACAGCAGGGCUUUGGAGACAGACUAUACCAGUUAUCUUGGGUCUACCAGUGGAUCCCCAAGAUCCAGCCGACUCAUGCAGGAUGAGAUUACCUUUGGCCUUCGAAAGAAUAUUGCAGAGCAGCAAAAAUACCUAGGGUCCACCUUGGGUGCCAACUUGGCUGGUUCACUAAACUUGGGUCAGAGCUUGGGCUUGGACUCUGCCUAUCCUAGUGGUAGUCGCUCAAGACCCUCAUCCAGGCCUACAUCUUGCUAUGGCCUGGACUUGUCUAUCAAGAGAGACCCUUCUAGCUCUUCGCUGAGGCUCAAGGGGGAUGGUGAGGCAUCUGGAGAUGGACCAAGUUAUCAAACCCCCUCUGGUCGCACCAAACCUACCAGCCUUCCUAUUGUACAAAGUGGCCGUGGCCGAAUACCCAUAGUAGCUCAGAACUCGGAGGAAGAGAGUCCAUUGAGCCCUGUUGGGCAGCCAAUGGGCAUGGCCCGUGCAUCAGCAGGACCUCUGCCACCCAUCUCAGCUGAUUCAAGGGACCAGUUUGGUUCUUGUUUAUCCUUGCAGGAUUCCCAGCAGCAGCAACAUAUCAGGGAAGAGCCAACCAGGGGUAGGGGUUAUGUGCUGCUGGAUGACCUUCAGGGCACCAUGUCAGAUAGUGAAGCCCUAAGUGAUUCCCUGAUGGCUUUGAACAGAGACGAUGCAACAAAUGCCUACCACCUGAGACGAGAAGAGACAGACUGGUUUGAUAAACCCAGAGAUGGACGAUCAGAGAACGGACAAGAAAAGAGACAGGGUAAAGGCCCGUACUACCCCUUCCCUCACCUCAGGGUCAAACUGCAGAGGGAUCCCAAAGACCGCAGUGUCUCAGGAAAUGGUCUGGGUAUCCGUGUGGUUGGAGGGAAAGAGGUCCCUGGCAGUAAUGGAGACAUAGGAGCCUACGUUGCCAAAGUCCUACCUGGUGGAGCUGCAGAACAAACAGGAAAGAUUCUUGAAGGAAUGCACGUCUUGGAGUGGAACGGUGUUCUUCUGACAGGGAAAACCUACGAGGAGGUACAAGGGCUUGUCGGACAUUCGUGUAGUGAGGCAGAAGUGUGUGUCAGACUUGAUCUUAACAUGCUGGCUGAGUCUGAAGGUUCCCAGCACCUGGAUUUCCAGGAGCACAGCAAAGGUGACAGACCUCCCAGGUCUCCAGGUGUUGACCCCAAGCAGCUGGCAGCUGAACUGCAGAAGGUGUCACAACAGCAGGCUCCCUCCACCUCUUCCUCCACCCUGCCAGCCACCACCUCGGCGACUUCCAGCCCCGGUCAACCUGGAUCACCGUCCGUUGGCAAGAAACGCCACAGCAGCAAGACUGCCGAGGGAACGAAGACCCUGUCCCACCCCGUCUCUGGAGAGAUACAGCUUCAAAUCCACUACGACAAGCAGCUGGGCAACUUGAUCGUUCAUGUCCUGCAGGCCAGAAACCUUGCCCCGCGGGACAACAAUGGCUACUCUGACCCAUUUGUUAAAGUCUAUCUCCUACCAGGGAGAGGUCAGGUCAUGGUUGUCCAGAACGCCAGUGCUGAAAAUAAGAGGAGGUCCAAACAUGCAGGCAAGAGUCUCAACCCUGAGUGGAACCAGACUGUCAUCUAUAAGAAUAUCCACCUGGAGCAGUUGAGGAAGAAGACCCUGGAGGUGAGCGUGUGGGACUAUGACAAGUGCUCCUCAAAUGAUUUCUUAGGAGAGGUUCUUAUUGACCUGUCUAACACUGCUCAACUGGACAAUGUCCCACGGUGGCUCCCCCUGAAGGAGCAGAGUGAGGGAGAACACCAUCGGCGUGCCCACUCAGGCCAGAGCCGACACGGUUCUUCUAAACCUUCCUCACAGCACUCCUCCCCUAAAACCACUGGCUCCUCUCAUGAUAACCAGGAUUCCCCCAAAUCAUCUGUAAUCAAAAGCCGAAGCCACGGGAUCUUUCCAGAUCCGGGAAAGGACACGCAGGUGCCCACUAUCGAGAAAUCUCACAGUAGCCCUGGCACAUCGAAGCCUUCCCCGUCCGAGGGCCACAGCCAAAGCCACAGCCACGGACACAGCCAACACUCUCGCUCGCACGGCGCUUCACGCACCAGCAAAAGCGCAGCACGGCAACACCAUCAGGACAGCAGCACUGGAAGCGGCGGAGGCGCUGUCAUAGCAACGGGCGAUGCCCCACAGCAGUCACAGCAGCAGCCGCCGCGACGCCUCCAACCAACUCGGUCAAGCUACAGAUCAAGUGAUGCUCCCGUCACAGCAGCCUCACUGGACAGCGGCCUGAGUGGCAGCGCUUACAGCCUAUUGGACGAGGAAGGAGAAACAAACGAGGUGGACAGUGCCAUCUUCCAAGUGCCAAGAUUUGGAAAGAUCCCAAAUGGCACAGACGUGAUGAAAUCAUCAAUGGGACACGGUGACGCUGAAGGUAAGUCCCAGGUAAUGGGGGAGAUAAAGAUCGCUCUGAAGAAGGAGAUGAAGACGGAGGGUGAGCACCUGGUCCUUGAGAUUCUUCAAUGUCGCAACAUCACCUACAAGUUCAAGAGUCCAGACCACCUGCCUGAUCUUUAUGUGAAGCUUUAUGUGGUGAACAUCGCCACCCAGAAAAGGAUCAUCAAGAAGAAGACCAGGGUGUGUCGUCAUGACCGUGAACCAUCUUUCAAUGAAACCUUCCGCUUCUGUAUGAACCCAACUGGACACUCCUUACAGCUGUUCCUGGUGUCCAACGGGGGAAAGUUUGUAAAGAAGACCCUGAUCGGGGAGGCCUACGUGUGGCUGGACAAAGUCGACCUACGCAAGCGAGUGGAAAGGAAGUAGAGAGGUAAAGAAAGGCGAUGGCAACAUCAGGAGAUAUUGUAGCGAACAAAAGGCUGGAUACUAUCCACGAAAAAGCACUAUUAUCAUUCUAAGAUACGACAAUGCUAUUAAAGCAGCAUGUUGAUGUUUUGUUCCAGCUGUUUUUGUCAUAUCCGUGUUGUCUUGAUAUACCAGUUACACUUGGAAACUUUAAUGUUGUGUCUUAAGAAAUCUAUCAUACCCAUAUUGUCUUGAGAAAGGUCAUCCUAUGUGCUUGUACGGGGGGGGGUCAAGAGGCAGCUGGUUUAUUUAUUAACAUUUUCACUUAUGUCAAACUUAGCAGCGAAACUACACUUAAUAUCUGAGUGAUUUCUAUGCAACAUCUUCUGUAUAAAGGUGGUAACUGCAUCUUGACUUGCCAGAAAUGAUGUACUGAAACGUGACACUUUGCGAGAGAGAAACAUUGCAUCAGUCAAACUUUUAUAUCAAUUUUUUUCUUGCACUGCUGUGUUUUUACGUCCUCCACGAUAUGGUUAUUGCUUUAAUAUGUUUGGGUUUUUUUUAUUUUGUAUUGCAAUAUGAAUCUUUAUUUAUUGCCUGUGAGACGAUUUCAUAUGUUGUAUUAUAUUUGUUUACAGUACAUAUCAGGUGUACAUAAAAUUUUGUUUUUAUACACAAUGUAGUGCUUGUUUACAAUGUUUAGAGGGCCUGAAACUCAGAGAACCAACUUUUUUGCCCUUGUGCAGGAACACACACUCACAUAUGGAAACACACACACACCGAUCCUAAUUUCAAUGAAUCAAGAUAAGAAAAAAAAAAACAUUCCUACUCAAAUGAUUCACAUCUUUGUAUGCACUCUCCCUUUGAAUAGUUUCAUUUUCCUGUAUGUGUAUGAGAAAUUACCAAAAAAACAACAACAUUGUAAUCAUUAGACAUUAUACCUGAAACAAUAGUAAGGUCAGUGUGUGUUUUUUGUUUCUUAUUAAUUUUAUACCCAUGUGCUUGUGUGUGUAGCAUCUUCAUUCCAAGUCCAUGCAUGUCAUUAGCUCUAAUGCAUAUCUCUUCUUUUAAGUGUUGUCAGUCUAAAAAUGUCAACUUUAAAAUCUCUUGAACACUUUCACACACAAAGAAUAACACACGCUCUCUCACACACACAGAUGCCAUCUCUCUAUUUCCAACCUUGUAAAUACAUAGCUUUUUUAUACUGGGGUUUGGGAGCAAUAGGUCUUUUAGCAGACUAAAAAAAAAAAAGGUGUGAUCAUAGAAGUAACAGGAAGUUGUUUUUCUCUUGAUCAAUGUACAGUGGAUAGACUGAGAAACGACCUUAUGUCUGUCUAUACGGACCCAGAUUUACCCGACCCUUUACACCAAACACUAAAGGUUUACCAGAGUCUAACUACACAGAAGUCUAUCUACAACUCAAGUAGUUGCAGGAGAAUUUAAAUGUGCUCACAAUGGAUGUUGCAUGUUUCAUUGGUGGUUCAUACUAUUUUUGUGUCCAGAUAUUAUUAUAGAAAAAAAAAACAACAAAUGAGGUAGAGGAAGAUAUAGAACAAAAUGUUAUAGAGAGGGAAAUUAUGAAGAAAACUUAAAAUUAUCAAUGACGUAUGCUGACUGUACAAAGAUUAUGCUUGUAAAACCUGUCUGGUUUUUCACUUGUAAGUAAACAGAAAAAAAAAAAUCUACUGUCAUGGUUUUGUGAUUGUAUACAGGAGGUAUUGAUAAAUUAUGCAAAUUGUGCUGUAAAAAUGGCUGUUGCCCCAUGUCUAAAUAUUAAA